Molecule: messenger RNA, 2299 nt
Organism: Galdieria sulphuraria
Lineage: Eukaryota; Rhodophyta; Bangiophyceae; Galdieriales; Galdieriaceae
Exons: 5
Coding region: 93-2234 (713 amino acids)
Biological process (GO): retrograde transport, endosome to Golgi; endocytic recycling; Golgi to vacuole transport
Cellular component (GO): GARP complex
Molecular function (GO): syntaxin binding
Source: RefSeq, a predicted model, not a curated record
AAAGUGCUUUUUUACAAUUAAAAUGUGCUUUGUAGUCGUCUGAAUAGUGUUUUCCAAUCGAGUGAAAAACGAACGACAUGAAAUUGAAUAAAAUGGAUCAGACUGAGCAGAUGGAGACUUUACCUCAAGUUCCUUUUUUUACUCAAGAAGAUUGGGAAGCAAUUGAAGGUCUUUUAGUACAGAGCCCAACAGCAGAGUCACUUUCUUCAGUCGAAGAUAGAAAGGGUGAGUUCAACGGCAAGGAUAUCCCAGCUAGUUCGGUGACUGUAACUGCACCAAAUACCGUGAAUAGUUUAUUAGAAACAAUAAAAAGUGGAAAUGGCGUUAGUGAUGCCUUUGAAGUCGUUCAGAAUUGUCUCCGGGAAGCAGAGUCAAGCUGUGUGGAGGAAUAUGUGAGCGAAGGAAAUAAAGUUGUCAAACUUCGUGAUCAAGUCUUGCAGUGCGACACAGACUUGAACGAAAUAGAGCAGAAGAUAACUUAUUGGUCCAGUCGUUUAGCUCUCUUAUCGAGGACUACCCAAGAAUACUACGAAGAAGCUAUCUUAAUGAACGAGCGUUUGUUACGCGAAAAGCAGUCACACGGGACUAUUUUGCAAUUCUUAGAAAACGCUACGUUAUCUUCGGAAUUAGUUUCAGGAAUAAUAGAAUUGGACCCCUCUAACAAACAAUUCGUUCAGUAUCUAAUUGAACUUCAAGAAAAGGUUUAUUUUCUCUCAAAACCUGAAACUCGGGAGUGUGCGGUGAUCAAGGAUAUUCAACCAUUUACACAAAAAAUGAUAAGUCGCGCGAGUGAGAAGGUAAAAGAUCAUUUGCAGUCAAAGAUACAAAUGCUGCAGAGUCCGAACACCAACGUACAAAUUAUUCAGCAAAAUGUUUUGUUGAAGCAAAAAGAGUUUUUCAGAUUUCUUCGUCAGUGUUCUCCAAAGAUAUAUAAGGAAAUAGAAAAUUCAUAUGUAUCUGUAAUAUCUGGAAUCUAUCAAAGCCUAUUUAGGAAGUACACGGACGGAUUAUUAGCAUUGAAGCAGGAAGUGAAUCUCAAAGGAGAGAAUUUAAUCGAUGGAAGCUGGUUUGGUCCAAACUUUGGAGGUUCCUUUGUUUCAACAAGCAGCACUGGUGCAUUUGUAUUGGGGAACCGUAUAGAGUCGUUGCGUAAAUUGGAAGAACCGGCAGUCGUUUUAGCCAUUGCCAAAGAACGUCGUCGAAGGUUGUUUAUAGAAGAGAUAUUUCGAUGUUUGAUUAAGCUGUUAGUUGACACUUGCACAUCCGAAUUUCUUUUUGCGUUGGAAACUUUUGGCCCAGAAUCUGACAUGCUCGUUUUUCAGAUACUUAGAGAUGUCUUUGCGUUAUGCUUUGGUACAUUUGAAAGACAAUUAACAUCAACUUUUGACCUUUUUGGCUGUUUACUCAUCAUGAAACAGAAUGAAUUGUUUCGGAAUGUCAUGGCGACUCGUGAGAUUUCUUUGAUGGAUGACUUUUUUGUAAAAAUGGAUAUCUUGGUAAAGCCUCGUUUCCAAGAACUGAUACAACAAAGCAUACAAAAUGUUGCACAAGCAUCAUCCAAGCCGCUAUUUCCUGGUCAAGAAGACGUGUCUCCUUUAGCACUUACUAGACGCUAUGUAGAAUAUGCUUCAGGACUUAUUCAAGUUAUGGUUGAGAUGAGCACCAGUGACAAGAUGCUGGAAGAAAAUAUCAAACGACUACGAAUGGAAUAUGUGAGUUUAUUGAACAGAAUAGGAAAUCAUUAUUCUAGAAAGAAGUCUCGGUCAUUGUUUGUAGUAAAUAAUUUAGAUCUAAUAUGUCUCGUCUUGGAAGAACGGAAGCUGGAACACACGGAAGAAUAUUCUUUUUAUGAAUCCAUUUUAUCCAAGCAGAUAAGCACAAUUGUAGAGUUGGAACUGGAAGAGCAUUUUUCUGAUUUUAUGGUAUUAUUCAAUCGGUAUUCCAAAGAUCAUUCAAUAAUGGAUAACAAUGGUGAGUCACAAUUCAAGAAAAUUUUGAAAGAAUUCUCGUCAAACUGGAAGACCAGUUUGGAACACAUUCGAGACAAUACAUUGGAUAAUUUUCCGAACUUUGAAAGAGGAAAGGAUGUAAGAAAGAAGACUAUGACUAGACUAUUAACGUGCUAUCGAGAAAUUUAUCAAGCUAUCGAAGAAAAGCAUAACUCAUCGUAUAGUGCUUUACCUAGUGUUAACAGUUUGAUUCAUGAGAUUCGAAAAUAUGUUGAGAAUUUUUGAAGACUCGAUGCUUUGGUAUUACUCAACAUAACAGUUCCUAUUCUUGACCGUGUAAUUUCAUCUAU